This is a messenger RNA of Neoarthrinium moseri, 1248 nucleotides long. RefSeq lists its product as uncharacterized. Bases 1 to 1248 code for a protein of 415 amino acids. The record is from RefSeq and is a predicted model, not a curated record. The transcript has a single exon. NCBI's taxonomy places the organism in Eukaryota, Fungi, Ascomycota, Sordariomycetes, Amphisphaeriales, Apiosporaceae. Gene Ontology annotation, molecular function: glutaminyl-peptide cyclotransferase activity; zinc ion binding.
AUGCCUUCGCCGCGCAGCCCGAGGACAUCCUGCGGCAGCAAUGGGUCUGCUCCUCGCCAACGACGCCGCCGCCGACGAGAACCACCAUCACCAAUGGCUGGGAGCUCGCUCUGGGUCGUCCUGUUCCUCGUCGUCGCCCUGCUCAGCGUGAAGGCGCGGGCCUACGAGCACGUGUCGGACGAGACGCUGCGCAACAUCCCCAGCGGCGGCGCCGACUUCGACAUCCAUUCCGGGCCGCUGCUGGCGCCCAUCCUCAUCCCCCGCGUCCCCGGCACGCCCGGCUCGGCCGCGGUGCAGCGGCACUUUGUGGCCUUCUUCCGCGAGCACCUGCCGGACUGGCGCAUCGAGUGGCACAACACGAGCUCCCGGACGCCCGCGACGGGCGACCGCGAGGUCCCCUUCUCCAACCUCGUCUUCACGCGCGACCCGCCGUGGGCGCACGAGGGCGACGUCGGCCGCCUGACGCUCGCCGCGCACUACGACAGCCUGUACCGGCCUGAGGGCUUCAUCGGGGCCGUCGACAGCGCCGCGCCGUGCGCCAUCCUGCUGCACGUCGCGCGGAGCAUCGACGUGGCGCUGACCCAGAAGUGGGAGGAGAUGCAGCGCUCGGGCGACGCCGGGGCCGGGCUCGAGGAGGAGAAGGGCGUCCAGAUCGUGCUGCUGGACGGGGAGGAGGCCUGGAUGACCUGGAGCGCCUCGGACUCGCUAUACGGCGCCCGCGCGCUCGCCGAGGCCUGGGAGUCGCAGGUGUACCCCGCCAUGUCCGCGUACCGGAACAGGAUCAAGGCCAUCAGCCUGUUCCUGCUGCUGGAUCUGCUGGGCGACGCGGAGCCGCACGUGCCGUCGUACUUUGAGGCGACCCAUUGGGCAUACGAAGGCAUGGCCAAGGUUGAGGGCCGACUGCGUAAGCUCGGCCUGCUCACUUCCAAGCCCAAGAACGCCUUCCUGCCGGAAAUGGUGAAGAAGCCGAACAUGUUUGCGAGGGGCUACAUCGAGGAUGACCACAUCCCCUUCAUGGUCCGCGGCGUACCCAUCCUGCACAUCAUCCCCAAUCCGUUCCCUCUCACCUGGCACACGAUGGAUGACAACGGCGAGCACCUGGACAUUGGGACGGUGGAUGACUGGGCCAAGAUCGUGACCGGCUUUGCUGCCGAGUGGAUGGAGCUUGACGGCUUUAUGGGCUCUCCCAAGCAGGCGUUGGGAAAGAAAGAGACGAGCGAGACAACUAGAGAUAGAUCCGAAUUAUGA